Molecule: messenger RNA, 4741 nt
Organism: Physella acuta
Lineage: Eukaryota; Metazoa; Mollusca; Gastropoda; Physidae
Product: DNA-directed RNA polymerase II subunit RPB2
Biological process (GO): DNA-templated transcription
Molecular function (GO): DNA-directed RNA polymerase activity; ribonucleoside binding; DNA binding
Source: RefSeq, a predicted model, not a curated record
CUCUUAGUACGACCACAGCUUAGAUCUACUUUUUUUUACGCUUGUGAAAAUUGGAUUUGUGAAAUUAAUAUUAUCGAAAGCUAGAAUCUAGAUGUAGAAUUCAAGAUCAAAUCUAGAUCUAGACUAUAUCUUUAUCUACUCUAGAUUAAAUCUUGAUCUUAUAGUCUUGUAUUAUUGCUAUAUUUGGUGAAAAAUGUAUGGUCAGGAUGAGGAUAUGUAUGAUCAAGAUGAUGAGAGUGAUGAGAUUACCAUGGAUUUGUGGCAAGAAGCUUGUUGGAUUGUCAUCAGUUCAUAUUUUGAUGAAAAAGGCCUGGUCAGACAACAGCUUGAUUCAUUUGAUGAAUUUAUUCAAAUGUCUGUGCAAAGGAUUGUAGAGGAUGCACCCCCAAUAGACCUUCAAGCAGAAGCCCAACAUACUUCUGGAACAGUCGAAACACCACCUAGAUAUGUAUUGAAGUUUGAACAGAUUUACUUGUCUAAACCAACUCACUGGGAAAAAGAUGGUGCACCUAGUCCUAUGAUGCCAAAUGAAGCUCGAUUGCGUAAUUUAACGUACUCUGCCCCUUUGUAUGUGGACAUCACUAAAACUGUUAUCAAAGAAGGUGAAGAUCCAGUAGAAACAACUCAUCAAAAAACAUAUAUUGGCAAAAUUCCCAUCAUGCUUCGAUCAACAUACUGUCUGCUAAGUGGUCUUGCUGAUCGUGAUUUAACAGAGUUAAAUGAAUGUCCUUUGGAUCCUGGUGGUUAUUUUAUAAUUAAUGGCUCUGAAAAAGUUUUAAUUGCACAGGAAAAAAUGGCCACAAAUACAGUUUAUGUAUUUCAGCAGAAAGAUUCUAAAUAUGCAUUCAAAACAGAAAUUCGUUCUUGUCUUGAGCAUUCAUCUCGUCCUACUAGUACACUUUGGGUAAACAUGAUGGCACGUGGAGGUCAGGGAUCAAAAAAGAGUGCUAUAGGGCAACGUAUAAUUUCAAUUUUGCCAUACAUUAAACAAGAGAUUCCAAUCAUUAUUGUGUUCAGGGCAUUAGGAUUUGUGUCAGAUAGAGAUAUUUUGGAACAUAUUAUAUAUGACUUUGAUGAUCCAGAAAUGAUGGAAAUGGUAAAGCCAUCUUUAGAUGAGGCUUUUGUAAUACAAGAGCAAAAUGUAGCCCUAAAUUUUAUCGGAGCCAGAGGUGCUAAACCUGGUGUGACAAAAGAAAAAAGAAUCAAGUAUGCUAGAGAAAUUCUACAAAAAGAAAUGCUGCCUCAUGUUGGUGUGAGUGAGUUCUGUGAGACCAAAAAAGCUUACUUUCUGGGGUACAUGGUGCAUAGAUUACUAUUGGCUGCUCUUGGAAGACGUGAAGUAGAUGACAGAGAUCAUUAUGGCAAUAAAAGAUUGGAUUUAGCUGGUCCUCUAUUAGCUUUUCUCUUUAGAGGACUUUUUCGGAAUUUGAUGAAAGAAGUUCGUAUGUAUGCUCAGAAGUUCAUUGACAGAGGUAAAGAGUUCAAUAUGGAAUUAGCUAUUAAAACAAGAAUCAUUACUGAUGGUCUCAAGUACUCUUUGGCAACUGGGAAUUGGGGGGACCAAAAAAAGGCCCAUCAGGCUCGAGCUGGUGUUUCUCAGGUGCUAAACAGACUCACCUUUGCAUCUACUCUUUCACAUUUACGUCGACUCAAUUCCCCUAUUGGUAGAGAUGGCAAACUGGCACGCCCUAGACAGUUGCACAACACACAGUGGGGAAUGAUUUGUCCUGCUGAAACACCAGAAGGUGCAGCUGUUGGUCUUGUAAAGAACUUGGCAUUGAUGGCAUAUAUUUCUGUUGGUUCACAACCUUCACCUAUCCUUGAAUUCUUGGAGGAAUGGAGCAUGGAAAAUUUAGAAGAAGUUGCACCAUCUGCCAUUCAAGAUGCCACAAAAAUAUUUGUGAAUGGUUGUUGGGUCGGUAUUCAUAGAGAUCCUGAUCAUCUAAUGAGUACACUUCGAAAACUUAGGAGAGAAAUGGACGUCAUUGUUUCUGAGGUUUCAAUGAUCCGUGAUUUUGCUGACAGAGAGAUUCGCAUUUACACAGAUGCUGGUAGAAUCUGUCGACCUUUACUUAUUGUUGAGAAUCAAAAGAUGCUUUUGAAACAAAGUCACAUCAAACAGCUUAAACAAAGAGAAUUUAACAAUUAUAGCUGGCAAGACUUGGUGGCUAGUGGUGUGGUGGAAUACAUAGACCCGUUAGAAGAAGAAACCGUCAUGCUUGCAAUGACUCCUGCUGAUUUCAUGCAAGAUGGCAAGGAUGUCUCCUACUGUUCAACAUAUACACAUUGUGAAAUCCAUCCAGCUAUGAUUCUUGGAGUCUGUGCUUCCAUCAUUCCUUUCCCUGAUCACAACCAGUCACCUCGUAACACAUAUCAGUCUGCUAUGGGUAAACAAGCCAUGGGAGUGUACAUUACCAACUAUCACGUUAGAAUGGAUACAUUGGCUCAUGGAUUAUUUUAUCCCCAAAAACCACUUGUGACUACACGUUCAAUGGAGUAUCUCCGCUUUAGAGAGCUACCUGCUGGGAUUAAUUCAGUUGUUGCCAUUGCAUCAUACACUGGGUACAACCAGGAAGAUUCUGUCAUCCUCAAUGCUUCAGCUAUUGAAAGAGGUUAUUUCAGGUCUUUCUUCUUCCGGUCUUAUAAAGAUGCAGAGUCAAAGAAAGGUCUUGACCAGGAAGAAGUGUUUGAGAAGCCUAACAGGGAAACGUGCCAAGGAAUGAGGAUAGCCAUUUAUGACAAGCUAGAUGAAGAUGGCAUUAUAGCCCCAGGAACUCGUGUGUCAGGAGAUGAUGUUCUCAUUGGAAAAACUCUCACAUUGCCAGCAAAUGAUGAUGAACUGGAUAGUACUGCACGGAGAUUUAGCAAGAGAGAUGCCAGUGUUUUUAUGAGACGCAGUGAAACAGGCAUAGUUGAUCAGGUUAUGGUUACAAUAAACAAUGAAGGAUACAAAUUCUGCAAAAUUAGAGUGCGUACAGUGAAAACACCUCAAAUUGGAGACAAAUUUGCCAGUCGUCAUGGGCAAAAAGGAACAUGUGGCAUAACCUAUCGUCAAGAGGACAUGCCCUUCACAUGUGAAGGUAUUACACCUGAUAUCAUUAUCAACCCCCAUGCCAUUCCAUCUCGUAUGACAAUUGGUCACUUGAUUGAAUGCUUGCAAGGAAAAGUCGCAGCAAAUAAAGGAGAGAUUGGAGAUGCUACACCUUUCAAUGAUACAGUCAAUGUGCAGAAAAUAUCAAAGCUGCUACAGCGUUACAACUAUAACCUGAGAGGAAAUGAGGUUUUAUUUAAUGGAUUCACUGGUCGUAAACUGAAUGCGCAAGUUUUUCUGGGUCCAACCUACUAUCAAAGAUUGAAACACAUGGUGGAUGACAAAAUCCAUUCAAGAGCAAGAGGUCCUGUUCAGAUUUUAAAUCGUCAGCCUAUGGAGGGAAGAUCCAGAGAUGGUGGUCUUAGAUUUGGUGAAAUGGAACGUGACUGUCAAAUUGCUCAUGGUGCUGCACAGUUUUUGAGAGAACGCUUGUUUGAAGCUUCAGAUCCAUAUCGUGUUCACGUUUGCAAUCUCUGUGGGCUCAUUGCAAUAGCCAAUCUCCGCAACCAAACAUUUGAAUGCAGAUCUUGUAAAAACAAAACUCAAAUCUCUCAAAUUCGUAUUCCCUAUGCGUGUAAGCUUCUGUUUCAAGAACUUAUGGCAAUGAGUAUUGUUCCUAGAAUGAUGGUUACUGCCUAACAUCAGAAACAAUUAUCUCAUUUUAAAACCAUUUCAGUUUAUCAGUUUAAAUUCUUUUCUGAAUAAUCUUAAAGAUUUUUUGCCUUGUUAUUCUGUUUGCUUUUAUUCAUGCAUAUAAUUGUUUUUAAAAAAAAAAAGAUUGUUGAAUUAAUGUGUUGAGUAGAACAGUCUAUGACAUGACAUGAGCAUUAUUAUGCAUUACUUUUUUAUGAUUUUAUUGCAGUUUAAAACAAAACAAUCCAGUAGUGUUAAAAAGAAUUCGGAUGAAUGUUAUGAGUGAAUUACAUUUGAAACAUUGAUACAGUUUAGUUUGAGAUACAUUGUUUCAAAACUGGUUACACAUCUGACAUAUUCUUCUUUUUAAGUAUACUACAAGCAAAAUUAAAGAAAAAUUAACUCAAAACUUUUAACCAUAAAAUGAUGUAAACUACAAAAGAAAAAGCUGUGGUAUAAACAAAUAACAAAAUACACAUCUCAGUAUUGUUAAUACAGUUUAGCACAAUUUGGUAUCUGAAACUAAAACUAACUUUGGUCAAAUGUGUAGUGCAGUGAAAUCAUGCUUUAAUUAUGUUUGUUGUUACAAAUUGUUUCAAAUUGAAGGCACUCUUAUUAGAUGAUAGAGAUAAAAUAUCACAUUCUAAUAAUUUUAUUCAUUAAAAUACUGAUAACUUCAUGAUGAAUGUUUUGUUUGUUUCAAUUUGCAUUUAUUUUGUGCUUUUCAUUUAUAUACAUAUACUAUAGGACAUUACAGUUGUUUUUUAUGAUAAACUAUGUACUGUAUGUUAUUAAAAGUUUAGAAAUACGGGAUUGAAUAAAAUUCUUAGGAAUAAUUAGUACCUAAUCAGGUUUUUAAAAUUACUAAGCUUGAGCUCAUACUUCGGCUAAUGAAACUUGGUUAAUGAGGAAAUAUGUAAAAUAAUAAUAAUUCUUCUAAACUCAUUUGUUAAAAAUAUUUGUAAAGUAAACUGCAGGCAACUUGAUUUGAUCUGUUUAAUAAAGUAAAUUAAUUUG